Messenger RNA from Phascolarctos cinereus (koala), 793 nucleotides. RefSeq lists its product as uncharacterized. The record is from RefSeq and is a predicted model, not a curated record. Lineage: Eukaryota; Metazoa; Chordata; Mammalia; Diprotodontia; Phascolarctidae.
AUGGAUGAAAGGGGACACGAGACCCCAGACGCCGUGGCGAGGCUGGGAGGCUCCCAGCACGAGGCUCCCCCCAGGCCGACUCCGGCCGGGGGGCAGGGAGGGGGGAGAGGAGCUUCCUCGGACCCCUCGGGCGCCUCCGCCGACGCUCGCUCGUCUCCUUCCGACUCCCCGGAUGCGAAGGGCGGGGCGGGGUCUGCGCAGGAGCGUGGGGGCGCGUGCGUGCGUGCGGAGCCCGGAGGUGGCCCCGCCCCUCGACGCCCCGCCCCCUUCUCGAGCACCUCCCCUCCCCCCCGCGGGUCCAGCCCCUCCUCCUCCCCCGCCGUCCCGAGCCUCGUCUGGGCCGCGGCUGCACUGAUUGGAAUCCGCCGCCGCCGCCGCCUCCUCCUCGCGCAGCGCGGGGAGAGGGAGAGAGAGAGGGAGGGAGCCGGGAGAGACGACGAGAGGAGCGGGAGUGACGCCUCAGAGGCGCUGCGCCGCGCCAGCCGCACCAGCACCCGCCCGCGCCCGCACCGCCCCAGCCGGAGCGCGCCCCGCAGCCGGAGCCCGAGCCUUGCCGGCCCGAGAGGUCGCGGAGGCCCGGGGGGGAGGGCGGCGGCGGCGGCGGCGGCGGCGGUGGCCGGGGAGGGCCCCAGGAGUCCGGCCGCCCGGCCCUCGGCAGGAAGGAUGAGCCCCCCGCGCCCUCGAUUCAUGGAAAUAUGUGUUACUUUAAUAUUGCCUUGGAAUUAAUGAAGUGGAAAUAUAGAUCAAAGCAAUUUGAAGAAAAUAGAAAACACAGUUUUAUUCAGCAGACUCU